Messenger RNA from Symbiodinium sp. CCMP2456, 588 nucleotides. The record is from the annotation of a GenBank genome assembly. NCBI's taxonomy places the organism in Eukaryota, Dinophyceae, Suessiales, Symbiodiniaceae.
AUGGCGGUAGCCGCGAACCCUCCAGCAGGCCGGCGACGUGUCGCUAUCACCGGAGCGGCCGGCUUCCUGGGCCAGCUUGCCCGCCAGAGCUGCGAGGAUCUGGGGCUGGAGGUAAUUGGUUUCGACCUCGUGGAGCCGCGGUGUCAAGGUGGCCCGACGAUCACAGGCACGUCCGUCGCGAGGUCCGCAAAGGUUGACCGGUGCACCGCCGACUUGAGCCUGGAGGGGGCCCUUGAAGGGGCUUUCGACGGUUGCGACACCGUCAUCCACCUGGCCGCUGAUGGCAGGCCUCAUGCAGACUUUCUCUCUGACGUCUUGCCGAGCAACAUCCAGGGGACCUACCGUGUUCUGGAGGAGGCGCAGCGCGCCGGCGUGCGGCGAGUGAUCUUUGCCUCCACGAACCAUACCCAGCACGGGGCCACGAUGCAGCUAGGCAGCCAUGCGGGAAGCAUGGACUGGAGCCGUCUCGGGAGUCUGGGUGGGCCAGCUUCGCUGAAGAUCUCCGAUCCGUUGGGGCGUGCUGGCCCGGACUCCUUCUAUGGGGUCUCGAAGAUUUGCGGUGAGGCAAUGGGCUAUCUCUAUGCACGC